Molecule: messenger RNA, 1522 nt
Organism: Telopea speciosissima
Lineage: Eukaryota; Viridiplantae; Streptophyta; Magnoliopsida; Proteales; Proteaceae
Product: glycine oxidase
Exons: 9
Coding region: 41-1495 (484 amino acids)
Cellular component (GO): cytoplasm
Molecular function (GO): oxidoreductase activity
Source: RefSeq, a predicted model, not a curated record
GACUGGAGUCUAGUCGUCUCUUUCUCUGCUGCGACAAAUUAUGGCGAUCUCGAUAAGCAAUAUCUCUCCUUUGGCCUUCCAAUCUGCGUGUUUCCAUGGAAAAAACCACAUUCAAUUUCCAAGUCCAAACAACACAUUUGGAUCUCUUCCUCUUCGUUUUCGCUCUUAUAGGGUUCGAAACAUUUCGAUAACUAAGGCUUCGAGUCCUGUUAACGCUUCUUCUUCAUUGGAGUUCGAUGUUGUGAUCAUCGGUGCCGGAAUAAUCGGUCUGACCAUCGCUAGACAGUUUCUACAUGAAUCGGAUCUUUCUGUGGCUCUAGUUGAUGCAGCUGUGCCUUGCUCUGGUGCCACUGGUGCUGGGCAGGGUUAUAUAUGGAUGGCUAACAAAACACCUGGAAGUGAUAUAUGGGAGCUUGCAGUGAGAAGUCAAAAACUGUGGAACAUGUUGGCAGAGAGCAUACAAAAUGAAGGCCUAAGCCCUCUAGAAACAUUGGGUUGGAAGAGAACAGGAAGCUUAAUGGUUGGUAGAACUUUGGAAGAGUCAGAAAUGUUAAGAGACAGGGUAAGGCGCCUUGCUGAAGCUGGCAUGGAAGUCGAGUACUUGUCUGGCUAUUCAUUGGUUUUAAAGGAACCAGCACUUGAUGUUGGGAAAGGAGGUGGAGCAGCCUUUUUACCAGAUGACAGUCAGUUGGAUGCACAUCGUGCUGUUGCAUUCAUUGAGAAGGGUAACAGAAAUUUUGCCUUGAAAGGCAGAUAUGCGGAAUUUUAUCACAAUCCAGUCAUCAGUCUAGUAAGAUCAGGUAGCACUGGAGAGGUUGAAGGAAUUCGGACUUCCAAAAAGACAUUGUACAGUAAGAAGGCCAUUGUAGUUGCAGCUGGUUCCUGGAGUGGAUCUUUGAUGGAAGACCUGCUUAGAGGAUCAAACGUUGUAUUGGAUGUUCCUGUAGAACCUCGAAAGGGUCAUCUCAUUGUGGUAGAGAACUUCAACUCCUUAAAGCUGAAUCAUGGUCUGAUGGAAGUUGGAUAUGUUAGCCAUCAAAAAGCAGCUCUUCAUACGCCGCCUUCUGUGCCUGGAGUCGCUGACCAUGAGCAAAUCUUGUCCAUUUCAAUGACAGCCACCAUGGACCCAGUGGGGAACCUUGUCCUUGGGAGCAGCCGCCAGUUUUCUGGGUUUAGCACUGUAGUAGAUCAUUCCAUCAUUAACCGUAUAUGGGAUCAUGCUGGGGAGUUCUUUCCUGCUCUGAGAGAAAUAUCGUUAAAAGAUUUCACAGAGAGCACAAGAGUGCGGGUUGGAUUGCGGCCUUAUAUGCCUGACGGGAGGCCAAUCAUUGGGCCUGUUCCUGCUAUACCAAAACUGUUAAUUGCAACAGGACAUGAAGGAGGAGGUCUAUCCCUGGCUCUUGGUACUGCUGAAAUGAUUACUGAUAUGGUAUUGGGCAAUGCCCUCAAGAUUGAUUGUGCACCCUUCUUAGUUGGAAAUCGAUUUUCUAGAUAACUGUCUUCUCACAUCAGGAAAAGAUAG